Molecule: messenger RNA, 1459 nt
Organism: Oreochromis niloticus (Nile tilapia)
Lineage: Eukaryota; Metazoa; Chordata; Actinopteri; Cichliformes; Cichlidae
Product: putative nuclease HARBI1
Exons: 3
Coding region: 262-1425 (387 amino acids)
Source: RefSeq, a predicted model, not a curated record
CUGGCUGUGUCCGAAUUCAGGGGAAGGAUGCUCAUAAGGACACUACCUACCUACCUACGUCACAAGGUAGUGUCCUUAGACGGACGGGUAGUCAGGAAAUGAGCGGCUGUGGACAGCCCCCUUUUUUUCUCCAUAGAAACUUUAUUGAACAAACAAUGAGUCACAACAUCCAAACGGCUGCGGACAACCUGCCGUCGUUCGAGUCUGCCCACAACUCAACGUUUAUGCCAAACGCAAACGGCACGUGCGAGAACGGGAAAAAUGGAUCGGAUAAUGUUGCUCCGUGCCAUGUGCACUGUUCUAAUCCAAGAGGAGCUACAAAACCAGCACCAACGUCGCCGGCAUGUGUGGUACCUCAGGCUCAUCAGAGCCAGUCACAUCCAGAGUAGAACCAUAUACUGCAGGAUCAACCUGAGUGUUCCCGUCCUGGACCGUUUCUACAACCAGGAGGACACGAGGCCCGAUUUUCGGCUAAGCAGGGAGUCCUUGGCAGUGUUGCUAAAUCUCCUGGACCAGGAUCGGCGCCAUGGUUGGGGUGCCACAAUUGAGAUCCUGGUAUUCACAUUCUGGUUGGCAAGUGGAGCAUCCUACAGGGUGGUGUCAAGAGUGUUUGGGAUGCCUCGUUCCACUGUCCACACCAUUGUCCACCGUGUCACUGAAGAAGUGGUGGCCAUUCGCCACCAGGUCAUCCACCUCCCAAAGACACCAGAGGACCUGGAGGCAGUGUCCCGUGGGUUUGCAGGGCUGGCACGUCACAGAGCCUUCCUGAAAGCGGUGGGUGCAAUCGACGGCUGCCACAUCCGCAUCAAGUGUCCAAGCGGCCCUGAUGGUCAGUGCUACAGAAACAGGAAACUGUUUCCUUCUAUCAUCCUGCAGGCAGUCUGUGACCAUCGGGGCUGCUUCAUCGACACCUACGUGGGCUGGCCUGGUUCGGUGCACGAUGCCAGGGUGCUCAGCCACAGCCCACUGUACAGACAGUCAGUCUACCCUCCUCCAGGACAUUUCAUCCUCGCAGAUGGGGGUUACCCAUGCCUCCAAUGUCCACUCCCCCUCAUCACACCCUACAAGAGGCCAGUCCGAGGUGUAGGAGCCCAGCGCUUCAACAGCCACCAUUCCAGGGCACGCUCCAUCAUAGAGCGUGCGUUAGGAAUGAUGAAAACGAGGUUCAGGGCCAUCUUCCUGCAAGCGCUGGAGGUGCACCACACCUUUGUACCCCACGUUGUGACAGCCUGUGCCAUCCUCCACAACAUCUGCCUCAGUGCCGGUGACAUCGUGGCCCCAGUGGAUGAGCCUGAGGACGAUGGUGCGGAGGAUGGGGAGGGGGAGGCUGGGUUGGAGGCAGUCAGUGGUGCUCUUUGGCGGGACCAACUGUCAUCUGAGGUGUCAGCCCUGGAGGAGGUACCACCAGACCACGACUACUGUUAACAGGCAAGUGCAAAUUUGUCUAGGAACCUUUUCU